Molecule: messenger RNA, 843 nt
Organism: Rotaria socialis
Lineage: Eukaryota; Metazoa; Rotifera; Eurotatoria; Philodinida; Philodinidae
Source: the annotation of a GenBank genome assembly
AUGCCGAAUAGCACACAAGCAGUUUAUCCAUAUACUUCUCGUCGUUGUCAAUUUAUCCAGCAAGAUACGAAUAAUGUUUUCAAUCAAGCGUCGGUUCGAGAAGUUCAAUUUGAUGUAAAUGAACUACCAGACAUGUCAUCUGGCUCCGGUGGUGUCUCAUCACCUGCCAGUCGAGUAAUUAGUAAAGCAGCUCUCAUCGCGUUGAUUACGAUAGUUUCUGUUGCGGCGAUCGCUGCAGUUGCUAUUCCAUUGCUGAUAGCAUUUCUUAAGUCAGAAAUUACUACAACGACCACAACAACGACGUCAACAACUGCUACAACAACGACGACGACAACAACAUCCACAACCACAUCAACUACUUCAACGACGACAACGACAACGACAACAUCAACUACUACGACAACAACAACAGCAACUACUACGACUACAACUACUUCGAACGCAAUUGUCUAUUCUCAAUCGUUCUCUUCCGGCACUACUCCUUCUUCUCAAUGCACAGCUUGGACCACAUUUCGAGCGUUGCUCGUCGGUACUAGUUAUACAUCGCUCACUAUGAGUGGUAGUAACGAUCCAACUGGUAUAACCUUAACAAAUGCGGUCUAUGUCAAUGCCAUAGCGCAAGCUCUGCGAACAUAUUCAACGUACGGCCCAGUAUCAUCAAAUAGUUAUUCAUGGCAAGUCGGUGGGUGUGGUAGUGGCCCUGAACUGACUGCGACAGGCUGUAUAUGUUGUUGCAAUACAGGCUAUACGGUACGACCAUGCAUUGGGAACUCUAACUGGGGAGGAGUCAAUUCUAAUGCAUGUUCUGCUGGAUCACAAACACUGACAGUUACAAUCAUGUAA